Ictidomys tridecemlineatus (thirteen-lined ground squirrel) is the source of this 1819-nucleotide messenger RNA. NCBI's taxonomy places the organism in Eukaryota, Metazoa, Chordata, Mammalia, Rodentia, Sciuridae. The record is from RefSeq and is a predicted model, not a curated record.
UCCGCCCACCAGUCAGUGGACGAGCUGCGCCGGCUGGAGCUGCGUGGACUCUGGCCUCCGAGCAGUGGGAGGUUAUUGUCCCGCGCCCUUAGUGCCAACGGGAGGGAGGCAUUGAGGGUGCCAAUAGCCCGAAGUCCGCUGCCCCGCCGGCCCUUCUCUUACCUUGACUCCCAGACUCUCUUGGUGAAGCGCAGAGACUCAGGGUCGAUGGGGGAGUUUAGGGCUGAGAAAACACCCUGGAAGAAAAGUUCCUCUGCAUGGAAAAUGACACUUUUCAAUAUCAAUCCGGUUGCUCGGGCAUACUGUCUGAUAACAUUAGGGACCGAAAUGCUAAAUUCUGUCUUCAGUUUCUAUUAUGUGAAAUUUUUUAUACAUAUAUACCGAGUUCCUGAAGUGGCCUUCUAUCAAUCCCAGAUAAUUUUAAUGAUCUGGAAUGUUCUUAAUGUCCUGACUGGGUAUUUUCACAUCGACUUUAAGACUGAACGCUUUUUAUGCAGUAAUCUUUCUGUCUUAUAUGGAACUCUUUUAUAUGCAGUGGCCUUUCUGCUUCCUUGGUUCCCUUGGAAAUUCUAUGAAGAAAUUGACUGGCUUAGUGCACUUCACCUGGUGGUAUCAUUAUGUGCUUUUGAUAGCACACUUACUUGUGUGGAGCAAGCCCAGUGCAGAUUCUUUGCAGAAACUGUUACUAGGCAAGAAAGUCAUCUUCAGCUGAUUAAAAUGAAUCAUGUGGCAGCACUAGUAGGAUCUACCAGUGUCCUUUUCUGUGGCCUCAUCUCUAAUAACUUGGAAAUUCUGCCCAAAUUUCAGUCUGUUGCUAUUGUCAUUGCCUUUUUUGCAGCUUGCAGCCUUUAUAGUGGCAUGUACUACAUGAGAUAUUUUGAACCUAAAAGAAGCAGCCAGGAAAAUGUUUUCUUGGAAAGUGAACAGGAUCUCACCUGGACCUCUGUCGCCUUAUUUUUGAGACAAAUCUUGUUCCAGAAGAACUUCUUCCUUUUUCUGAUCAUGAGUUUCUUACAAGUCUUCCAUUUAACUUUCUUCAAUAACUUCAUGAUGAUUUUUGCAGAUAAUCUCAUUCCCAGGAAUGUUCUUUCUUCUUCCACAAGGAGCAUCAUGUACGGGGCAGGAUUCAUUUGCCCACAGUGCCUUGUCCUUAUGGGUCAGUCCUGGCUGAAGAAAUUUGGUUACUAUAAGAUUAUCUUAACCUCUUUCUACCUAGAAGGAGUGGUCUCCAUUGUCAUGUUACUUCUGGGACAGGAUUACUAUUACUGUUUGGCUUUUUAUCUCACUAUUAUCAAGGUGAUUGUGCAAGCUUCUUUUUGUUUAUUUAACCUGCCACUAGCUGACCUGAUCCAUGAAGAUUUACUGAAGUUCAAUAGGCAAUUGUCCCUUUGCUCAAUGAUUUUUGGCAUCUAUGCUCUGUUUACCAAGCCUGCUCAGUCUUUAGCUCCCAUGGGGGUGCUGUGUAAGCUAAAGCAGCAUGAAUAUGGGGACCCAAACAGCAGAAAAAAGGAGAAUUUGGGAGAAACAGCACUAUCAGAGCCUCUGCUACUUCCAGAAGCUAUAGUCAGCAUGUAUGUGGGGAAGUCAAGCCUAUGACCUUGGCCAUUGUGUUUAUCUCAGAGCCUGAGAAGUAGCAGCAGAAGCAUGGAGAAGGGGUAGGUAGUAGUAAGUUCUUGGACCAGGUAGGACUCAAGGUGAGGGGCAGACUGGAGGAGCAGCAGUUGGGGGGAUGGUCAUCCCUAAUGAAUGCAAUCCAGUCCAGAGCACCAAGGACAUUCUUAGCUAUGGCUUUUAGAGGAGGUAGUGGUGGUUGGAGGUU